Penicillium bovifimosum is the source of this 1098-nucleotide messenger RNA. Its product is annotated as NAD(P)-dependent alcohol dehydrogenase. Gene Ontology annotation, biological process: alcohol metabolic process. NCBI's taxonomy places the organism in Eukaryota, Fungi, Ascomycota, Eurotiomycetes, Eurotiales, Aspergillaceae. The transcript has a single exon. The coding region runs from base 1 to 1098 and encodes 365 amino acids. The record is from RefSeq and is a predicted model, not a curated record. Gene Ontology annotation, molecular function: alcohol dehydrogenase (NADP+) activity; zinc ion binding.
AUGCCUCCAAACCAAGACACCUUCAAAGGCUGGGUCGCUCACGACGCCAAAAACCCCCUAACCUACACAACCUACACCCCCAAACCCUUCACACCCACCGACGUCGAAAUCUCCGUCUCCCACUGCGGCAUCUGCGGCACCGACAUCCACACCCUCCGCUCCGGCUGGGGUCCAACCGACUAUCCCUGCGUCGUCGGACACGAAAUCAUCGGCACAGUAACGCGCGUCGGCGACGCAGUAGACCCUAAUUCCCCCAACGCAAUCCGCCUAGGCGAUCGCGUCGGUAUUGGCGCCCAGAGCGGCGCCUGUCUACGCGCAGACUGCGAAGCCUGCGCCGAUGGCGAGGAGAGUUACUGCUCCCGCAUGACGGGCACGUACAACGGGCGCUAUCCUGAUAAGUCGAAGUCGUUCGGCGGGUUUGCGGAUAAGUGGCGCGGGCCUGCGCAUUUUGUGUUCCGGAUUCCGGAUUCGUUGCCGUCUGCUGAGGCGGCGCCGUUGCUUUGUGGUGGUGUUACUGUUUUUGCGCCGUUGAGGAAGUAUGGCGUUGGGCCGGGGAAGACGGUGGGCAUUGUGGGGAUUGGGGGGUUGGGUCAUAUGGGGAUUUUGUUUGCUAGGGCGCUUGGGGCGGAUCGCGUCGUUGCUAUUUCGCGGUCGUCGGGGAAGAAGGAGGAUGCUGUUGGUGGGCUUGGGGCGGAUGGGUUUAUUGCGACGGCGGAGGAGAAAGGGUGGGCGAAGACUCAUUCGCGAUCGCUGGAUGUUAUCUUGUGUACUGUUUCGGCGCAUGAUAUGCCGCUUUCGCAGUAUUUGAGACUGCUUAAGCGGGAUGGGGUCUUUGUGCAGGUUGGUGCGCCGGAGGAGGCUUUGCCGCCGCUCAUGGCUUGGAGUCUUAUUCAGAAGAGUGUGAAGGUUACUGGGUCGAAUAUUGGGUCGCCUGAUGAUAUCCGCGCUAUGUUGGCUCUUGCGGCGGAGAAGAGGGUUUUGCCUUGGAUUCAGAAGAGGGAUAUGAAGGAUGUUAACCAGGCGCUGGUUGAUAUGCAUGAAGGGAAGGCGAGGUAUCGUUAUGUCCUGCAGAAUGGAGGCGAGCAGGCAAAGCUUUAG